Molecule: messenger RNA, 1176 nt
Organism: Trichomonas vaginalis G3
Lineage: Eukaryota; Parabasalia; Trichomonadida; Trichomonadidae
Exons: 1
Coding region: 1-1176 (391 amino acids)
Source: RefSeq, a predicted model, not a curated record
AUGGAUAUCAAUGAUUUAAAGCAAAUCAUUAAGAGAGGUGAUUUAGUAAGCCUUAGUGUAAGUGCAGAAGGAACCCAAAAAUCUAUUGUUCAAGUGAUUGAAUUAUUUAAGCAACAGCAAUUGGAAAUCGAUCAUAUAAAAUCAGAUAUGGGUGACUUAUUACAGAAAUAUGAAUUUGAAGAGUUUAAGCAAUCAAAUUCAUUUCAAAUUGGAAAGAUUAAUCGAUCAUUACCUGCUUUUGAACAAACAUUAAAAACUGCAAUCGAUGAUAUUCAUUCAAAAAACGAAACAUUCAAGCAAGAAAUACAUGAAACUCUGCAAGCAGUUAUAUCAUCAGUUGAUGCAAAAAUUGAUUCACAUAUUGAAAUUUUACGUGAAGAAUUUAUUGAUAUGAAAGGAAAAUUCGAUGAAAUUGACAAUAAGAUGAAUGCUCUGUCACAACAACAACCAACAGAUAAGAAUUCUUUAUUAAAUGCACAAAAAGAUAAUUCAAAUAUACUCAAAAAGCUUGCUCAAUUAGAGAAGAAGCAAUAUGAUAUUGAGGCAAAAGCAAUAUAUCGCGAAGUAUUCGAAAAAGGACAAACUGAAAAUAAAAAGUCAAUCGAAGAUUUAACUUCAGCUAUAAGCGCAAUUAAAACUUCAGUAGAAAAAUGUGAGAAUUCGAUAAAGGAAAUCUCUGAAACUGCAAGUAAACCUCCAGAACCAAAAACUCAAAUGUUCAAGCAACCAAGUCAAAAGGACUCUCCAUUUGCUAAGCAAGACUUACCAAUUGAACUAAUUGUUGAAGAUGACCCUCCACCAACAAAUUCAGUUGAAGGACUUUUGGAUUCAAUUGAAAAUAUUGAAGCAAAAAUUGAAGAUGCAAACAAACUUUAUAACUCUAAGCUUGAAAGGAAAGCAGACUUAGCAAUCGUCGAACAUAUGUUCGAGAGGCUUAGAGUUUUAAUUGCAUCUAUGAAUGAUGAAGUUUCCACAAUUAAAGGCCAAAUGAAUAAAUUCUCAACAGAAGAUGAAAUAGAAGAAUGGAUAACUAAAGCAAUAGCUAAUGCUAGUCAGGAAGAUAAAACUCCUUAUGCAAAAGAUCCUAUUUCAAUGGCUGCAAAUGCAACAAAAGCAGCAAGACCUAGCACGCCUAAGAAACUUUUUAAGAUUAAGAAGCAACCUUCGGCUGCAUAA